Molecule: messenger RNA, 972 nt
Organism: Striga asiatica
Lineage: Eukaryota; Viridiplantae; Streptophyta; Magnoliopsida; Lamiales; Orobanchaceae
Source: the annotation of a GenBank genome assembly
AUGACUCAGAAAGAAUUGUAUUGUGAGAAAGGAGGAGAAACAGGAUCUGGCGCCGUGAAAUCAACCGGAGGUACGAAAGGAAGUGGCGGAGGCAGUGGCUGCUCUUCCACUGCCGGCGGUGCUGUCAUGAACGGCUCUGUCGCCGGCGGAUUCGGAGAGGGCGGAGGGAAAAACGAGAACGGAAUUGCCGGUGAAAGUGGCGGCGGUUCCUCAGGCGGGCCGAACACCGGGAACAACGGCGGCGCCGGUAGAGCUUCAUCAUCUGCCGGCGGGGUGUCCGGUAACGGUGGUGGGAACACAAUAUCCGGCAGCGACGGCGGGGGAGAGAAAAACAGAGGCGGAGCGUCUGUGUUUGCCUCGGGCGGCGUGGGCCAGGGGAACACCGGCGGCGCGUCGUCUGCCGGAGGAGGGGAGGAGACCAACGGCGGCGGGUACACUAUGGGGAUGACCUCCGGUGGCGGAGGCGACGGCGGCGAGGGUGGUGGGGGAGAAGGGACCAGCGGCGGCGGUGGCGGCGAGGGAGAAGGAGGAGGCGGGGAUGGCGCCUGCGGUGGAGGUGCGGCCGGGGGUGACGGCGGAGGAGCCAGCGGCGGCGGUGCGGGGACUGCCGGCGGCGGGGAAGACGGGGCAAUUGGUGGGGGGAAAGUGACUGCCGGAGGAGGAGACGCUAUCAGGGGCGGCGGGAACACGAUCUGCGGCGGAGCAGGGACCACCGGCGGCGGAAACGGGAUCAGCGGCGGGGUUGUGCGUCGGCGGGACGGCGGCGCUCGGGGUAGAAAAGGAUUGUUGGAUGAUCUGCGAGAAAAGGGCCAUUGUCCACAGUUUCCGAAUAGAUACGAAAACAGAGGGUCACAAUUUGACGGCGCUCGCCCGGAUCUCCUCCCGCCGCGGCCACCGGCGGCGGCUCCACCGCCGCCGGUUCUUCGACCUGCGGAGCUUCUUCUUUUUUGGGCCUCGCUCAACUAUGCUUGA